AUGCUUCUGCCCAAAUGCUUGCUGCGCCCGCUGGCGUUCUCGCAGAAGGCCCCGUCCGCCAACACCCACUCACGCAUCGAGCCCAAGCCCCGCAAUAUCAUCUUCAACCUCAUCAAAGAGACCCUCCAGUUGCACAGAGAGCUCGACAAGACAAAGUCAAAGCUACUUGAAGCCGAGUCUAAGCUCUGGUCGAAAUGUCUGGACGCUCAAAACACGGCUGCAACCAAGGACGACAUCGAAUCGAAAACGCGAGUGGCAGAAAGAAGACCUGACGAGAUGGUCGAAGCACUCAAGGCAGAGCGCGCCAACAAAGAGUCUUUGAAGCAGGACGAGGUCAUCAAGGCCCGAGGCAAGUUGAUCGAGCGGCAUGGAACAACCAUCGAGGCUCAAGCAGACAUGGACAUGGCCGAGUAUAUGGAACGUGACAUCGAAGAACUUGAGAAGGUGUGCGGUGCGGCGCUAAAGCUGUGUGCGGAGGACAGACUCGGAGUGCGAGGCCGUUCCACUUAA
Didymella exigua CBS 183.55 is the source of this 510-nucleotide messenger RNA. RefSeq lists its product as uncharacterized. NCBI's taxonomy places the organism in Eukaryota, Fungi, Ascomycota, Dothideomycetes, Pleosporales, Didymellaceae. The record is from RefSeq and is a predicted model, not a curated record. The transcript has 2 exons. Bases 1 to 510 code for a protein of 169 amino acids.